Clupea harengus (Atlantic herring) is the source of this 1598-nucleotide messenger RNA. Its product is annotated as thiamine transporter 2-like. The record is from RefSeq and is a predicted model, not a curated record. NCBI's taxonomy places the organism in Eukaryota, Metazoa, Chordata, Actinopteri, Clupeiformes, Clupeidae. Gene Ontology annotation, cellular component: plasma membrane. Gene Ontology annotation, molecular function: vitamin transmembrane transporter activity. Gene Ontology annotation, biological process: transmembrane transport; vitamin transport.
UCAUGUGCACUCAGAACCCAGCGGCUCCUUAGGACGAGGGGAGGGGGGAAAAAAAACUUGCAAGGCAAACAAUGAGAGCAGGUGACCGGUCACCUUGAGCUUAUCUGCGCCUGCAUAUCGGCCCAAGAUCAAACAGGCAGGAAUGAAAGGGAGUUAUAACCCUGCCAGCUGAGACCGUUCCCGGGAUACGCACAUCAGAGGCCAUGGCCUGGUGGAACACGAGGCAGGACCAGGGCUGGCUCUACCCGACGGCGGUGCUGUGUGUCUACGGAUUUCUCUCAAUGAUGAGACCGGCGGAGCCUUUUCUCGUUUCCUUUCUUACAGGACCACAGAAAAACUUCACUGUCCAGCAGGUUUCAAGGGAGUUCUAUCCGAUAUGGGCAUACUCCAGUCUAUUCCUCCUGAUCCCCAUGUUUCUACUGACAGACAUGUUGAGGUACAAACCCAUUAUUAUGCUGCAAGCGCUGGCCUAUGUUGUCUGCUGGCUCCUGUACUCGUAUGGAUCCGGAGUCCGAUCCAUACAGCUUUCCCUCUUCGCGUACAGCGUGGCUACGGCGUGUGACGUGGGCUACUUCACCUACAUCUACAGUGUGGUGGGGCCGGAGCACUACCAGCGCGUCACCAGCUACGCCAGGGCGGCCGUUUUACUGGGCUACGCAGUGGCCUCUCUACUGAGCCAGCUUCUGGUGUCCAUUUGGAGAGUGUCCUUGUCCUGCCUCAAUGUCAUUACCAUCACCUGCCUGUGUGGGGCGCUGUUGUCCUCCCUGUUUUUACCCAUGCCCCAAAGAGGUGUUUUGAUAAGUGAGUUGCAUGGCACUGAAUCAAACACAGACUCGCCCACCGACGCCACCUUUGGAGGAGUUCAAGCAGCAUGGCGGAGAAGGUUCCUGAAGACUUUGAAGGGGCUGAGACAAAUGCUGUUGGACUGCAAAGAGCACUACUCCUCCGCUGCCUUCCUGUUCUUUUGCAUUUGGUUUGCAAUGGGAAAGUGUGGCUUCUACCAAAUCACAGGGUAUGUGCAGAUUCUCUGGAAACUGAAGCAACCAUCAGACAACUUCACGGCUUACAAUGGGGGUGUUGAUGCCGUGGCUACUCUUUCAGGCGCAGCAGCAUCUGUAGCUGUGGGUCACACAUCACUGAACUGGUCUGUGUGGGGUGAACUGACCCUGGGGGCCUUCUCAGCCCUGGCCGCUGGUGCUGUCUAUCUCAUGGACCUCACGGGUAACAUAUGGGUCUGCUACGGCUGCUACGUCAUCUUCAAGUCUGUCUACAUGCAACUCAUAACCAUCUGCACUUUCCAGAUAGCCAGAAGCCUCAGUAAGGAACACUACGCGCUUGUCUUCGGGAUCAACACCUUUGCUGCGAGUGUUCUCCAGACCCUUCUCACUGCAGUCGUGCUGAACACCAAGAGCCUUCAAUUAACCGUGGCCACCCAGUACUUUAUAUAUGCAACAUACUUUGGAGCCAUUGCACUGAUAUUCCUGAUCAGAGGAGUGUACAGUGUGCAUGCAACCAAACACUCCCAGCUAGAAGGUGACGGCCAAGAUGACCUAACAGCUGAGAGACAGACCGGCUUACCAGAAUCAUCACAGGUUUAG